UUUGAAAAAAAAUAACCCUAAGAGGAACCAACUGAUCAUGGAAUAUCCUAUCAUAUCGUGCAUACAGAAAGUUAUUUUAUAUGAAACUAAAGCAAGAUUCUAUAUAGUAGGCUCCAAUUCUACGGAGAGCAGGUAUCGAGUUUUAAAGAUAGAUAGAACCGAACCAAGGGAGCUUGUCAUUCAUGAUGAAAAGGUUGAGUACAACAAACAAGAAGUUAGAAACCUUCUGACCAUGAUCCAGUCGGGGAACCUAACGCCAGAGAGCAAAAAACUCGACUCUGCUCUCAUGAAGACUGUGUCUGCAUUUGGCAUAGCAGGAUUUGUAAGAUUCUUGGAGGGUUACUAUGUGAUUUUAAUCACAAAGAGACGAAAAGUUGCCCUCAUUGGGCCCCAUGUUGUUUACAAGAUAGAAGACACCACAAUGAUGUAUAUUCCAAAUGAUACUGUGCGACAAGCCCACCAUGAAGAAAGCAGGUAUGUGAAAAUGUUUCAAAGUGUGGACAUGUCGGACAAUUUCUACUUCAGUUACAGUUACAACCUAACACAUCGUUUGCAAUACAACAUGAUGCCUACAUUAUCCACUGGCCGUCAGACAUCUGCGCCAUUUUAUGGAGUGAGAACUAAACCGGCAGAUAAAUUUGUCUGGAAUUCCUAUCUCCUUCAGAAAUGUCGGGAAGUGGUUCAUCCGGACUGGCUGCUUUUUCUUAUCCAUGGAUUUGUUGACCAGAAGAACAUAAAUGUCUAUGGAAAAUCAGUAUAUCUGACCCUUAUUGCCAGAAGAUCAAAUAAAUUUGCUGGGACCCGAUUUCUAAAGCGAGGAGCUAACUCUGACGGUCAUGUGGCCAACGAAGUGGAGACAGAGCAGAUUGUGAUUGACAGCUCGGUCACCUUUCUGGAGAGGACCAGCGUCACUUCUUUCGUCCAGAUGAGGGGCUCCAUUCCUUUGUACUGGUCACAAGAUGUCACUAAGAUGGUUCCCAAGCCUCCCAUUAUGUUGGACCAGAGCGAUCCUUACGCAGGGGCGGCUGGUCUCCACUUCAACCAGGUGCUGGCUCGCUACGGCUCACCGGUCAUCAUACUGAACCUUGUAAAGAGGAGGGAGAGAAGGAGACAUGAGAGUAUACUGACUGAUGAGUAUAAAGCUACUGUGUCCUACCUCAAUCAGUUUUUACCGCCGGAACACAGGAUCAGAUACAUGGGCUUUGACAUGGCACAUAUCAGUAAAAGCAAAACAAAGAAUGUGUUGGUAAGGUUGUCUCAGAUAGCUAAGAAGUGUGUCAAACAGACAGGCUUCUAUGUCCACAUGCCAAGGCAUAUCAGCAAAGAAUUCUGGGAUGCACCUGAGUAUAAGGGCUUCCAGGGUCAUAAGACUGAGUGGGGGUGUUUACAGACGGGGGUGGUCCGUACAAACUGUGUGGACUGUCUGGACAGGACCAACACUGCACAGUUUGCUAUAGGCAGAUGUGCCCUGGGGCAUCAGCUGUUUGCCCUUGGGGUGAUUUCCAGUCCUGACCUGGAGUUUGACACAGACUGUCUCAAAAUGCUUGAACACUUGUAUGAGGCACAUGGAGACACUAUUGCAUUACAAUAUGGAGGCUCUCAACUCGUACACAGAAUUGAAGGCUACAGAAAAAUUGCCCCCUGGACUGCACAUUCCAUUGACAUAAUGCACACACUGUCUCGAUACUAUAGCAACACUUUCUCAGAUCUGGAAAAACAAAUAGCUACAAACAUCUUCCUUGGUCUGUUUUUGCCGGCAGAGGGAAAACCUAACAUCUGGGAACUGCCCACAGACUUCUACCUCCACAACAGAAAUGUCAGGGCUGUGUUAGAACAUCUCCGAUUUAGUUGCAGCCAGUGGUGGGAGGUUCCUGUAUACAGAUCUCUGCCCCUGCCAUAUGAAGAAGAAAAGAAGAAGUCAGACAGCAGCGUUGUUCCAAUGAAGGGCAGAGAGGAGUGUUUGGAUAGCUAUGAUGAGUACUACAGAUCAAGUGAAAUGACCUCCAUCCAUGAACUCUUCUCCUACACCAUGUCUCACUCCGUCAGGGAUUACAAACCUAAAACGGCCAAGAUUGACAGUCCCUUCACCCUGAGAGUUCCUUCAGAGUCCAACAAGGAUGUUAACAGAUCAGUCAUGUACCGUCGUGUUAGUAGUAGAACUAUGCUGUUCAUGACUCAGAGCCAAGAGACAAAUCCCAAUAUCUCGGGAAAAGACUCAACAUCAUCUCAGACAUCUACAUGCUCUAGUGAGAGUGAAAGUGAAAGUUCAGAUGUGGAUGGAACAAGUGUAUCGGACACAUCAGAGGAUUCAACUAGCAUGGUCAAAUCAAAGGGUAAAGACUGGAGUGCGAGUCAACAAAAAGGUGGUGUCAGUCAUAUGUAUGGGCCAGGGCUUCACAAGUACUCCCCAAAUCACAAAGACACAUGGAUGUAUGAAAGGUAUGUGCGUAUAAGUGAUGUUUGUCAAACCCCUCCAAGAAAAGAAGAUAAAGCAGUAACACGGGGCAAAAUUAUCGAGAAUCUGGUGUUUCCAAAGAGUGUGUUUAAGCUAGGCAGUAGCUAUGGAGUGGAACCUCCCCCUGUCAAUAAACAGGACCAGGAUAUCUACCACCAUUAUGUCUCCGUGGGUCACCGUGGCCCCAUAGAACCAAGUAAGAAGGAGGCCCAGUUCUACAAUAAAUACCUUAACAAGUUUUAUUAGGACAUGCUCUGUUUAAAGAUAGACAUUGCACUCUACAAUCCAGAAUUGAGUGUAAACAAUACGAAUAUGACAGUUUUUGUUAUGUUAUGUUAUGUAUUAUUAUUUCAAUACAACUUAGUGCAAUAUAUAAAGUUUGCAUUUAUGCAAAUUAUGUUAAUAUAUGUUAAUGUUUACAUGUACCUCUGUUGAAAUAAAAAAUUCUUUACAAUAUAUA
This is a messenger RNA of Magallana angulata, 2915 nucleotides long. Its product is annotated as polyphosphoinositide phosphatase-like. Gene Ontology annotation, molecular function: phosphatidylinositol-3,5-bisphosphate 5-phosphatase activity. The transcript is spliced from 24 exons. Gene Ontology annotation, biological process: phosphatidylinositol dephosphorylation. The record is from RefSeq and is a predicted model, not a curated record. Bases 38 to 2701 code for a protein of 887 amino acids. Lineage: Eukaryota; Metazoa; Mollusca; Bivalvia; Ostreida; Ostreidae. Gene Ontology annotation, cellular component: intracellular membrane-bounded organelle.